Molecule: messenger RNA, 2729 nt
Organism: Xenopus tropicalis (tropical clawed frog)
Lineage: Eukaryota; Metazoa; Chordata; Amphibia; Anura; Pipidae
Gene: ccdc120
Product: coiled-coil domain containing 120
Exons: 11
Coding region: 196-1983 (595 amino acids)
Cellular component (GO): cytoplasm
Source: RefSeq, a predicted model, not a curated record
AGAGAGCAGGUCCGUACCUGUGUGUGUGUGUGUGUGUGUGUGUGUCCGUGUGGCCCUGGGGCCGGCUCCUCUACCUCCGGGGCCCUAAUGAGAGCAGGUUCUCUCCAGCGCUGAGUGCGCCCCAGGCAGUGAAUGGCUUUCCAACUGAGUUAGCGCGAUAUUGCUGUGUGGCCCUACUGACUUCCAUCCAACACUAUGGAGGGCAAAGGUGGCAUCUCCACUGCAGCUGUCUCGCUGAGUGGCCCCCUGCUGGAGCUGACCCUAAAGCAGAGAGCGCAGCUGAUAUCGGAGCUGAGUGAGAAGCAGAAGGAGCUGCAGGAGUCGCUGAGACAGAAGCUGACGGAGCUGAGACGCCUGUGCCUGCAGGAAGCCGAGCUUACGGGGCACGUCCCUGCUGAUUUCCCCCUAGAGUAUGGGGAGAGGCCCCCGGUUGUGUUGAGGAGACCAAAGACCGCCUUCAGGAUGAGCGCAGCUGCAGUGACCAGGGCAGAGGAGGUGCAGCUGGAGCGCUUGGAGCGGGACUUUGCCGUGCAGCUGCAGAUGGCCGAAGCCGCCCGGAAGCUGAGCCUGGCAGCAGAACAGAGCGCCGAGAUGAAUAGUGAGCAGCGGCGCAAGAGGCGGCUGGUGUAUCUGGAUGCGCUACGGCGGCUGCAGGAGCUGGAGGAACAGACCAACAACCUGAGGCGGAAACUGGGGCUGAGGCCCACCCACAGGGACCCCAACAACCUCCUCGAUGAAGCCCACCCAUCAGAGAACAGUUCCUUGUCAGAGAGCGGCAGCUAUGAGGAUAUUCUGGGCCAGGGGGCAAGGCCAUCCCCUCCUCGUAUCCCCGAACAUUCCCGCAUUGUGUCCAACAGUCCCGAGCGACGAGUGGGGUGGAAGGUCUCGCCCAUGGAGCUCCAUUGUGACGUCCACAACCGGCGCAACUCCAUGGCUGGUGCAGCAAGCCCCACUCGUUCCUUCCCUCGGAGUCUGUCCAGCCUGGAGGGCCGCAGUGUCCCAGCUACACCAGUCCUGAGUCGCAAUGCCUGCAGCAGCUCCGCCCUCAGGUCGGAGGGCCCCGGCCUGUGUCAGCGCCAGUGGUCCGGAAGCCAGGACUCCCAGGUGGGCUACCCUAGUGAGCGGCCCUCGGGCCACACUGCUCGGAGCCGGCGCAGUAACAGCUCUGAGGCUCUGAUCGAGCGCCCCCCUCCUGAAGCGCCGGCCAAACCCUCGUACAAGAGCUCGGAAACCCUGAGCGAGCGCCCCCAGCCUGGGGCAGUUCCACCCCAACAGUGGGGGGCCCGUUCCCCAGAUCCUCGAACCCCCAGCAGUAGCGGCAGCAGCGGCGGCAACUCCCGGCUCCCCUACGAGGAGAUCCUGAUGGAUUAUUACAUGGAAAGGCAGCCGCGCGGCUGGACUGAGCCCGAGGGCCAGUGGUUUGUGGAGCCUGACGGCAGCGGCCAUUACUCUCGGCGGGACGGCUACUACGAUGGCUUCCCGGGUAGCCCGGCGCUGCGGAGCCGCGUGGAGAUGCAGCAGCGCAGGAACGCUGCCCGUACCAAGUCCUGUGGCCCCCAGCUGGCAGAUGUGGGCAGCUUUCAGCAGUCCUGGCACCAAAGGGCUGCCCCCCAGCCUUCCCAUCCGGGACCCAGAUCUCGCAGCCAGCCUCGUGCCCCCCCACCCGAGACCCUGGAAAGGAGUGUGCACAAAGCUCUGGCCCUCGAGGGGCUUAGGGACUGGUAUCUACGCAACUCGGCAGCCACCGGUGGCCUCCACCGCUGCCCGGUCUCUUCCCAGAUGCAAUACCCGCGCUACUAUCGUCCUACUUACCCCGACGGGCACUACCAGGCUGGCUCCCCCCUGCCCCACUCCAUCAGUUUCACUGGGGCCCCAAUGCACGGCAGGCACUUCUCAGAGUAUCUUGGGCAGGAGUGGUGUAGCCAGGCCAGCAUGCAAGGUGAUGGACCAUCAGAUGGCACCCCGCCUGGCACUUUAGUCUGACACUGGACUAGAAGCCAAUGCCCAGCAAGAUGGCUCCUGCCUCCAGCAGCCAAGCAGCCGCGAUGGCUCGUACUGCCCUAGUGGCCCGGAUGUGGGGCCCUCCAGCAGCAUUCUGGGAGACUGGCCCCAUUAUCAAGCAGGAAAUUGAAUAACAAAGCUCACCGGUGCCAUUCUUUUGGCAAGCAGUAACUACGCUACAAAGUGCAGAAUGAGGCAGAGAGUCUGCCCCUCCUGGCAUCCAGUUGGCACAGGGCAGGGCACAGAUUGCUGGCUGCACAGGUUACUGGGAGACUAUCUCUGGCACAAGGAGGGUAGCAAAGGUACCAGACUGUGGGCGUUUGUGGAGACACUGUAUAUGUGCAAUGGGUUGGCAGAGGGCACAGCCUGGGCAUCUGUGGGACUGAGCUGGACUUGGUCUCGUGAAGAUACCGACCUGCUGACUCCUGAAUGUUCUUCUGUCACUUCUGAUUGUUACUAACACUGAUUCCUGACUGGAAACACUGUGCAAUAUGUACAUGGGGCCCCCACCUUUUGUGUAUGGGCUUGGGGUAUGUACAUGCGGGCCCCCGGGCUCCCACCUUUUGUGUAUGGGCUUGGGGUAUGUACAUGCGGGCCCCCGGGCUCCCACCUUUUGUGUAUGGGCUUGGGGCAUGUACAAGAGGGCCCCUGGGCCCCCCGGGCUCCCACCUUUUGUGUAUGGGCUUGGGGCAUUUUACAAAUAAAUUGUGGGAAAGAUCAUAAUGAGA